AUGACUGUCACCCUUGACGACGUCUCCGCUCUUCUUCACAUCCCGGUUGGUGGGAGAUUCUACACUCCAGGAGUGGCCUCGAGAUAUGAUGUGGCAGAGACCUGCGCUUUGCUGUUAGGGGGGGAUGCAGAUUUGUACAUGGCUGAGUUUGAUGUGAAGAGGGGUCCGACUAUGAGGUUCAGCUUCUUGCGAGGCCUUUACCCGACAGCUGUUGCAGGUUUGUUUCAUUCAUUAUCUGAACUUUUUCCAACUAUUAUUUAUAUUUACUUAAUCAUAAUUGGUAUUACAUUGUAAUGUAGAGGGGCGGUACGAGCAUGCAGCCAGGAUGUACCUGAUGCAUCUUGUUGGCGCGACAUUGUUCGCCGACAAGAGUGGGGGGCACUCAUUCUCCGCCCGUUGGAUCGGCAUGCUACAGGAUCUUGAGCGGGUGUCGGAGUUCGCGUGGGGCGCCAUGGCCCUUGCCACGUUAUACGACCAGCUUGGACAGUCUUCUCGCAGCGGGGUCAAACAGAUGGGCGGUUACACUUCCCUGUUGAUGGCCUGGGUCUUUGAGCACUUUCCAGACAGGCUCGUUCGCCGGUAUGCGAACCCUGCUUACAUAGAGGACCAGCCCAGAGCUCGUAGGUGGACAGAGUCACGGUCGGGUCAUGCUAGGCUUGACGAGAGGCGAGUACUAUUUGAUGAGUUGACGGCCGACGACGUCACUUGGACUCCAUAUGAGGCCCACAGGGAAUGGCGACAGCGGGAUGAGAGGGCUUUGUUCUCAGGCUACAUUCGGUGUCCAUAUCCCCCUGCUGUGCGACCUCAUCUUCCGGAGCGGGUCAUGCGACAGUUUGGGUAUAUACAGACGAUCCCGCGCCACCCUAGUGAGAUGGAUAGAUCUCCCGCAGAUGAGGCUGUUGAUGCGGCAUUCGCAGAUUAUGUGCAGUACUUGUUUCCUGAGGGCGACCCUGCUAUAGAGGAGGGACAGGCUGUGGGCGGUUACAUGGAUUGGUACGCUAGAGUGUCUCAUUGUUUCAUCAUACCGGAUGAGAGGAGGAUUGAUCUCAGUGUCGUGGCUGCUUUGCGUAGGGCUUUAGAAGUCCUUGAGUUGUCACUUGAGGUGGAUGAUGCUUUGCUGCCAGGCACACAGGCCCGCGCUUUAACGGAGAGAGCACUUCGCAUCCUCCAGGACUUGGCUGGGACACAGGGCAUUGCUUACGUUGCUGGGAGAGGAGGUCUGGGAGCAGGUGGCCGAGCAGGUGGCCGAGCAGGUCGCCGAGCCGGUGGCCGAGCAGGUGGCCGAGCAGGUGGCUGGGAGGGCGGCAGGGCAGGAGCCAGGGGAGGCCGUAGGGGUAGGGGAGGUCGUCGUGGUAGGGGACAGUAGGGGACAUUAGUUGUAUGAGCAUUUUGUUGACAUUACUAUUACGAUAUUAGGGGACUAUGUAUUUUGCAAUACUAUUUCGGAUUAGUAUGAGUUUUAUGUUCACUUUAACGUAUAUUUUUUUUUUUUCACUUUUACCCUAAACCCUAAUAAUUUGUGAGCUUUAUGUUCACUUUAACAUUUUUUUUUCUUUUUCACUUUUAUAAUCAAACCUAAUAAUUUUUAAAAUCUAUUACUUUUAUAAUCAACCCUAAUAAUCAACCCUUGUAAUGGAAGCCAAAACCUGGCACUCAACAACCCAAACCCUUGUAAUGAAGUUUAAUCUUUAAGAUAUAAUCCGAAACUUCAACCUUCGGAUCAGUAUGAAACUUCAUCCUUCGGAUUAGUAUGAAACUUCAACUUCCGGACACCUCUGACAGAUUCUACCACCUUUUUCAGCACCAUUACUCCAUAGCUUCACCUACCUCACCACCAUUAUGGCCUGCAUAAACUCCUCAACCACCAAACCACCCCCCAUUACAUUUCACUUCUGAUCACCCUCACUCCCUCACUUCCUCUUUUCUUACUACCCCUCAACCCCCCACCACCAUCAUUGCACCACCAACAACAACCUUCAUCAACCAGCACCACCUUGGUAUGUAUCAUUGCAUCCAUUAUAAUAUGCAUAUAUACGUUUGUUUAUAUUUUCUACUAUUUAAAUUUCUCUUCAUUUUUUGCCACCACCAU
Molecule: messenger RNA, 2089 nt
Organism: Lotus japonicus
Lineage: Eukaryota; Viridiplantae; Streptophyta; Magnoliopsida; Fabales; Fabaceae
Product: protein MAIN-LIKE 1-like
Exons: 2
Coding region: 326-1366 (346 amino acids)
Source: RefSeq, a predicted model, not a curated record